AUGGACGAGCUGGCGCUCGGCGGCACUGGGCAACAUUCGGCUUGGGGUCGAAUUAACAAUCCGCUCGAUUCGACCCGCAUGCCUGGCGGUUCGUCAUCAGGUUCGGUAGCGACUUUCACGUCCAACAUUGGGUUAGCGAUUGGUUCAGACACGGGUAACUCGGUGCGUCUACCCGCUUCUUACUGCGGGCUAGUUGGCUUUAAACCUUCUUACGGAGCUGUAUCGCGUUACGGCAUGUUCGCUUUUGCCUGCUCUCUAGACACAUUGUCGCCGACGGUUAAAAAAGCCUACCUAGCGCUCAAAGAGAAGUUGGUUCAAGAUGGCAUUGAAGCUGAAAUAGUCAAUUUAGAGGAGCAGAUUUUUGAGUUAAUUGACCCAACUUACGAAGUAAUUUCUUACUCGGAAGCUUCCUCUAACGAUGCUAAUUUAGCCGGGGUCAACUUCGGCAAGCGGGUUGAAGGCGAGGACUGGUCGCAAAUGAUGUUAAAAACGCGCAGCCAACACCUUGGCAAAAUGGUUCAGCGUCGUUUUACGCUUGGGGCCUACUAUUUACUAAGGGAAAACCAAGCCGAAAUAUUUUUGAGAGCCCAGAAAGUUCGCCGUUUAAUUCACAACCGCUACAACCAAAUUUUUGAUCAGUACGACGUUUUGGUUUUUCCAACCACAACCGUUGCGCCAACUUGGAAACAAGGUAAACCAAACCUUUGA
Centruroides sculpturatus (bark scorpion) is the source of this 708-nucleotide messenger RNA. RefSeq names its product glutamyl-tRNA(Gln) amidotransferase subunit A-like. NCBI's taxonomy places the organism in Eukaryota, Metazoa, Arthropoda, Arachnida, Scorpiones, Buthidae. Bases 1 to 708 code for a protein of 235 amino acids. Gene Ontology annotation, molecular function: catalytic activity. The record is from RefSeq and is a predicted model, not a curated record. The transcript has 2 exons.